AUGUCUGGCGAGAAGACACAGUCAAACUUACAGGAUUUCUCGUCUCACCGCAGGAACCCUGAUCUUUCUAAGGACCCAGCCUUGCUGCAGCAAUCUGAACUUUUGACCACUCCGAUUGAGUCAGUGCAGACACCAGCGUUCCAACCUAGCGCCUUUCCCAAAUCGGCCUCGUCUUGGCCCUUUAAUACCAGCCGGGUUCCGGUCCUAGAAAACGCUUCUUUAUCAACAUUUUCUACAGUUUCACCUCAUCCAGACUCCACUACUUCUCUACACUCUAACUCAAGUCUUCCUAAUUCAUUUUACCAUCAUCAAGAUCUAUACCCUGAUCAUUCCUACUCUGAGCCUUCCUACUCAGAACAUUCAUAUUCGGAGCCUUCAUACUCUGAACAUUCAUACUCUGGACGGUAUCCUGAACAGCCCGAUCAAUCUUCAUUUGAUAACGUCAAUUGCAAGGAGCAAUUGUCUACUGAAAAUCCAAGCGGUCUUGGAAUCACACCUUUCCCUAUGUCCGUAGCAUCAGAGUCAUACUUUGCUGGCCCAAUGCAGCCAAAUUCACACCAACGUAAGCAACAUGGUCUUGCUAAUGAAAUGCUCAAAAAAGAAACCCAUGAACUAACCAAAAUUUUAGAAUAUGUCUGGGGCAACCGCCCUUAUCAGCCACUACAGCCUCCAUCUGGGCAUAUGAACCAGCAAUUUCCCCCGCCACAGUCAUAUCCCUCAUCGGGAUAUCAUGUUGGCUACGGGAGCCAUCCCAAUGCACUGCCUGCAUACCAUCAUGAUUCACAUGCACCACCUUCCUAUCUCCCUGCAGUUCAUGCGGCCUCUCGCCAACCUCACUCUCGCAGCGCUCCUCCUUAUAUGAUGAACCAACCAUCCUAUUACCUCCCAGAGGCGCCACCGAUCCCAUCUUCACAUCCUUCUUCUAUGAGCUCGCAAACAUCUUCAAUGGUCGCGGAAUCAGUUUUCUCCCCAGCCGACUCUGUACACGGAUCAGAUGACCACCCAGUCCGUGUCGUUAGUUCGAGACCUCGACCGCAAUGCUGGGAUCACGGUUGCAACGGUCGUGAGUUCUCAACAUUCAGCAAUCUUCUACGACACCAACGCGAAAAGUCUGGAGUAGUAGCAAAGGCCGAGUGUCCUAUCUGUGGAGCAGUAUUUACCCGGACAACUGCACGCAAUAUCCAUGUGGCUCAAGGGAAAUGCAAAGGGGCAGGUCGUGAACCCUCAGCAGAAUAA
This is a messenger RNA of Penicillium malachiteum, 1236 nucleotides long. RefSeq lists its product as uncharacterized. The transcript has 4 exons. The coding region runs from base 1 to 1236 and encodes 411 amino acids. Lineage: Eukaryota; Fungi; Ascomycota; Eurotiomycetes; Eurotiales; Aspergillaceae. The record is from RefSeq and is a predicted model, not a curated record.